Messenger RNA from Camelus dromedarius (Arabian camel), 1274 nucleotides. RefSeq names its product dual specificity phosphatase 29 (gene DUSP29). The coding region runs from base 137 to 922 and encodes 261 amino acids. Gene Ontology annotation, molecular function: protein tyrosine/serine/threonine phosphatase activity; MAP kinase phosphatase activity. NCBI's taxonomy places the organism in Eukaryota, Metazoa, Chordata, Mammalia, Artiodactyla, Camelidae. The record is from RefSeq and is a predicted model, not a curated record. The transcript has 4 exons. Gene Ontology annotation, cellular component: cytoplasm. Gene Ontology annotation, biological process: negative regulation of MAPK cascade; protein dephosphorylation.
GGUACAGGACUCCCAAAGUCAAGGGUUUCAGGUCACACGGGUGAAUCAUUUUGCAAGCAGAUGCCACAGGUCUCUUCUCAGACUGGGCAGGACAAGGUCAGCGUCAGCAGAUCUGACCCUAAAAAUAGGCUCUUGGAUGCCAGUCGGGGUGGCUGGGUGUGCAGCCGCCACACGCCCCACGGACCAGCACCUCCUGACCUGGCCAGUACCCGGUGAGCACAGUUGCAGAAAGGAAAGAAAAUCCCUUGGCUCCAAAAUGACAUCCAGAGAAACAAAGACAAGCCUCCAGAAUGCUUACCCGUCUGCCAAGAAGCUGCUGUUGAAGGUGGAGGAGGAGGGGGAGACAGAGGAUUACUGCACCCCCGGAGCCUUCGAGCUGGAGCGUCUCUUCUGGAAGGGCAGUCCCCAGUACACCCACGUCAACGAGGUCUGGCCCCAGCUCUACAUCGGCGACGAGGCGACGGCGCUGGACCGCUACGGGCUGCAGAAGGCGGGCUUCACGCACGUGCUGAACGCGGCCCACGGCCGCUGGAACGUGGACACGGGGCCCGACUACUACCGCGACAUGGCCAUUGAGUACCACGGCGUCGAGGCCGACGACCUGCCCAGCUUUGACCUCAGCGUCUUCUUCUACCCAGCGGCCGCUUUCAUAGACGCUGCGCUCCGAUACGAUCAAAAUAAGAUCCUGGUUCACUGUGCCAUGGGCCGCAGCCGGUCGGCGACCCUGGUCUUGGCCUACCUGAUGAUCCACAGGAACAUGACCCUGGUGGAUGCCAUCCAACAAGUGGCCAAGAACCGCUGUGUCCUCCCCAACCGGGGCUUUCUGAAGCAGCUCCGGGAACUGGACAAGCAGCUGGUGCAGCAGAGACGACAGGCCCAGCACGGCGAGGAUGGUGAGAAGGCUGGUGACAAGGAGAUGUAGGGCCCCCCUCGUGGAUCCUAGAGAAUGGAGGGGGAGGGCUGAAAAUUACUCUGGCCUGUGGCUUCGUGUGUCACAGAGAAGGGACGUGAAACCAAAGCUUGACUCUUUCCAAAUCAUCUUAAACUUCCCGGGUGCAGGCUGGUGAACAGGGAGGGUUUCACAGCUGCCUCCGGGACAAGUCCAGUGCUUGGCUUCAUGGCAAAAUGGGGCAGCCGGGCUUCCCAGGAGAACUGGUUACAGAUGAGCAUGCAGUUCUGCACAAAGGCACCCUUUUGUUUUGCUUUGUUUUUGUAAGAUGGAAGCAGAAAAGGACUUUGAAAUGUGUAGACAUUGUGCUGUGAUUAAACAUUUA